AUUGCAUAUCACGUGACAAGUAAACAGGCUGCUUUCAUUAUAUAUGAGACUUCCUGGAUGAAUUAGAAUUCUGUCUGCAACAAUGGAGCUGGGAGUAACUUGGUCCCUAAUCCUGGCUGCUAUUGUCAGCUUCCUUGUCUAUUCGUUCACAUGGCGGACAAAACUAAGGAAUAGUAACAUGCCUCCAGCACCACCCCUCCUACCACUGCUGGGAAAUAUGCUACAGAUAAGUGCCAAGGAAUUCCCGCAAUCUCUAGUAAAGCUGAGUGAGAAAUUAGGACCAGUCUUCACUGUCUAUUUGCCCAAUAAGCCUGCUGUGGUAUUGACUGGGUAUGAUUGUAUAAAAGAGGCACUGCUGGACAACAACGAAGGUUUUGGAGCGAGAGGGAAGUCUCCACUUGGGUAUAUACUAUUUAAAGAUUAUGGAGUGAUUUUCAGCAAUGGGGAGCGGUGGAAGCAGAUGCGACGCUUUUCAAUAACUUGUCUAAGGGACUUUGGGAUGGGAAGAAGGAGCAUUGAGGAACGCAUACAGGAGGAAGCUCAAUAUCUUGCAGAAGAAUUUAGAAAGCAUGCUGAUACUCCAAUUGAUCCAACGUACCUGCUAGGCUUAGCGGUGUCAAAUGUCAUCUGUUCAAUAGUGUUUGGAGAACGCUUUGACUAUAAAGAUGAGAAAUUUAUGACUUUGAUUUCUUUGCUGAAAACAGUCUCUCAGGAUGUCUCCGCCGCAUGGGGCAUUCUUCUUAAUCUGUUUCCUAAUAUCAUUUCCCGACUGCCAGGCCCCCCGCAGAGGAUCUUUAGGAACUUUGACAAACUGAAAGCAUUUGUGGCAGAAUCUCUGAAAAGCCACCAAGAAACACUUAAUAUUAACUGCCCACGGGAUUUCAUUGAUUGCUUCCUGAUAAAGAUGGAGAAGGAGAAAAACAACCCACAAACGGAGUUUCACUUUGACAACCUAUUUGGAACUGUACUUGAUAUUUUUUUUGCUGGGACUGAAACUACAAGUAUAACUCUGAAAUACAGUUUGCUCAUGUUGCUAAAGUACACAGAAGUUACAAGAAAGACAAUGGAGGAGAUAGAUAAUAUUACUGGACAGGAUCGGUGUCCUUUCUACGAAGAUCGUUCGAAAAUGCCAUACACAAAUGCUGUUAUCCAUGAGAUUCAGAGAAUGGCAGAUAUCAUACCAUUGGGAGUACCCCAUGCAACCACCCAUGAUGUAAUAUUUCGAGGAUACAACAUCCCCAAGGAUACUUUAAUAUUCCCAUUGAUGACAUCAGUGCUAAAGGACUCCAAAUACUUUAGCGACCCCAAACAGUUUGACCCCACACACUUUUUGGAUGAAAAUGGAAGUUUCAAGAAGAAUGACGCCUUUAUUCCAUUUUCUGUUGGAAAGAGGAGCUGCCUUGGAGAAGGCUUGGCACGUAUGGAAAUAUUUCUCUUUAUUACAACAAUUCUGCAAACAUUUAACCUGAAGUCAGACAUUGCUCCUCAAGACAUCGACAUAACUCCUGAACCAAAUAAGAAUGGGGCUCUACCAAGAACAUACAAAAUGUAUUUUGUUCCAAAAUAAAGACUAUCUGUGCAUAAAUAACUAAACAAUAAUAUAUUGGUAUAGCUGUAUAGUAUAUUCUAAUUGAUUAGAAAAAGCAGUCACAGUAUUCUUCUUCAGAUCUGUAAUAGCAUAGACAUAUUUAAACUUCAGUACAUAGUAGCCAUUUUAAUACAUUUUUUCUUACCAA
Molecule: messenger RNA, 1736 nt
Organism: Xenopus laevis (African clawed frog)
Lineage: Eukaryota; Metazoa; Chordata; Amphibia; Anura; Pipidae
Gene: cyp2a6.2.L
Product: 1.L
Exons: 9
Coding region: 83-1567 (494 amino acids)
Biological process (GO): xenobiotic metabolic process; epoxygenase P450 pathway
Cellular component (GO): endoplasmic reticulum membrane; cytoplasm
Molecular function (GO): oxidoreductase activity, acting on paired donors, with incorporation or reduction of molecular oxygen, reduced flavin or flavoprotein as one donor, and incorporation of one atom of oxygen; heme binding; monooxygenase activity
Source: RefSeq, a predicted model, not a curated record